This is a messenger RNA of Oncorhynchus kisutch (coho salmon), 2954 nucleotides long. It is a transcript of the gene eef1db, whose product is annotated as eukaryotic translation elongation factor 1 delta b (guanine nucleotide exchange protein). Gene Ontology annotation, biological process: translational elongation. The record is from RefSeq and is a predicted model, not a curated record. The transcript is spliced from 9 exons. Gene Ontology annotation, cellular component: cytosol; eukaryotic translation elongation factor 1 complex. Gene Ontology annotation, molecular function: guanyl-nucleotide exchange factor activity; translation elongation factor activity. The coding region runs from base 1923 to 2744 and encodes 273 amino acids. Lineage: Eukaryota; Metazoa; Chordata; Actinopteri; Salmoniformes; Salmonidae.
GGUCUUAUUCUCACCAAGGAAGCAUUCUGGGAUUGGUCCGUUGAAUUCUCUCUUAGCUCUGUUAAACAGAGAUUCGCUUCAUGAUGCCUCAGAGGAACCCCUUGUGUUCGGCAAUGGAUCAGUCCGAUCCUGAUCUCCCUUCCAGACGCUGCCAGGUGGACUGUACCACUGAGGUGGCAGUGGAGGGAGGUCAGAGGAAUGGGGGUGGUGCUGCUUCGUCCUCCCCAGAGAGUAGCAGUGUGAAUGGAGACGGCAAUGGGAAACGCAGUGGGAAGAGGCGUCGCCGUCGUAAACGCUCCGCUCAACCCGAUAACCGCCCGGCUCCUGUUGCCAUGAUGACUCUGCUGCCACCACCACCACCUGGCCAGGAGAAAGGGGGGGAGCCCCAGCUUUGCCAGAAGGGCAGUAGCCGCACCUCUCCCGACCCUGCUCCUGACUCCCCCGGGGCGGUCCUGCUCGGCCUGCGGUCUGAGUGUGGUUCAGUGUGGUUUGACCGCAGUGUGUAUGAGCAGGCUGAGAGUCUGUAUCAGUGCUGGUUGGCACACUCUGCCAACGGGUCGAUGACACGGCCCAUCAGCUCACCCCCAACCCUGACGACUGACAACCACCCCACCUCCCCUCAACCCUCACUAUCACCCUCACCCCAAGCCCCGAACCACCCCAGCAACCAUCCACCCAUAGAUGCCAAAGAGCAUUGCAUUGUUGCAGAGCCACUGCAGCCAGCAGCCCCAGAAUUCCUAGCCCUCCCUGCCAACAGCCCCAGCACACCAGCCACGCCAGAUGAGGGGUACCUGUCCCUGGCCCAGACCCCCCAGGCAGCCUCCACAUCUCCACUGACCCCGGCCCCUGGCCAGCCAGUGAAUGGGCUCCCCCGUCUCCCCAUGGAGCUGCUGAGGGACGUGUGGCUGGAGAAACCUCUCUACGACCGGGCCGAGGCAGCCUUCUACCAGAGCCUCUAUGGAAACAACCGCUCUCCCACCGGCAACAACCUGGGUGGUGGAGCUUCCACCUCACGUAACAACCCCAACGCUCCCUCAACCUCCAGAGGUAGUGGAGACCACCCACAGAGUCUUGUUGAAGAAGAAGAGGAGGAGGAAGAAGUGGUAGAAGAAGAAGCCGUGGUCUCACAGGGGAAGCUCGAAGUCUUCCACGCUCUGCGCACCAUUCAGGAGGAGGAGGAGCCUGCUGACGUCGCAGAGGAGGAAGGUGGGGUCAUGUCGAUGGGAGGAGUCUGCUACUUCCUGCAUCCAGACAGCGAGAGGGUUUGGCUGGACCAGAGAUGCUACGAGGCUGCAGAGAGCCGUUUCUACAGUUACCGUCAGAUUGUACCUGCUGAGUCAACAGUAGCAGACAGAGAGGAGGGGGCUCGUGGGCAAGAAGAUGCUGUGGUGUCGGCAACAUUGUUACCACAACCGUCAUCGGUCGCCUGCACCGGCCCUCUGAGGGACAAGUAUGACCCAUCCCAGGAGACUGGACCUCUACAAACACAGCCAGCUUCAUUUACUCCUACUCCUUUUUUCCCCCCUUGUUUUUUUUCUCCUUUUUGGUGUUGUCUGUGUCUUGAUUUGGUUCAUUUGUUUGUUUCACAUAAUUUAUUAAACUUUGUUUGGCUUGCUCAUUUGUCUCUUGUUUUAUUUGGUUUUAGAUGUUAUCCUUUUCCAUUUUAUUUUUUUGCAUGCUUGAUUUAUUUUACUCAAUGUUAGUGGUUUUCAAAGAUGUAGCUUACUUCUAAGGAUGAUGUUAGUGUGGCGUUGACGGUGAAAGAGAAGUGGUCUUGUCUGUAAAUAGUGGAACACAGAUGGUUAAAACAGAGGGACACAAGCUUUCUGGUGGACUGAAUCUUACUUUACUAACCAUUUGUUAUCCUGUCUCUUUCUCUCUCUGCCUCAUCUCUGUGCCUCUCUCUCUGUCCGUGUAGCACCAUGAGUUCAGCAGUAGACUACUUUGUCCAGGAGAAGAUCUGGUUUGAUAAGCCUCGCUAUGAUGAUGCGGAGAGACACUUCUACGAACGCAUUAACAGCACCUCACACCCAGCACAGGAGCUGGGAGCCAACACCAUCCUGCAGGACAUAGCCCGGGCCAGAGAGAACAUCCAGAAGUCCCUAGCAGGAAGUGCAGCUAAUGGGGCAGGAGAUCAAGGCGAACUCAUCACACGGAUUAAGAGCCUGGAGCUAGAGAACAACAGUCUGAACCAAGUGGUGGAGGACCUGCGGUUGGCUCUGUCUAAAUUGGAGUGUCGGGUAGCGGUGCUGGAGAAAUCACCGUCGCCAGCUGCAGCCCCAGUCUCUGCAGCCCCCUGUACAAAUGGAACAUCUGUCCAGCAGCAGAAGACCAGCCCCCCAGUUGAGGAUGAAGAUGAUGAUGAUGAUAUGGACUUGUUCGGCAGCGAUGAAGAGGAGGAUGCGGAGGCUGAGCGACUCAAAGAGCAGAGGCUGAAAGAGUAUGCAGAGAAGAAGGCAAAGAAACCCACCCUCAUCGCAAAGUCCUCCAUCCUAUUGGACGUCAAGCCUUGGGAUGAUGAGACAGACAUGGCUAAGCUGGAGGAAUGUGUGAGGUCUGUUGUCGCUGACGGUCUACUUUGGGGUCAAUCUAAGCUGGUUCCUGUGGGUUAUGGUAUCCGGAAGCUACAGAUCCAGUGUGUUGUCGAGGACGACAAGGUCGGGACAGACCUGCUAGAGGAGGAGAUUACAAAGUUCGAGGACUUUGUCCAGAGUGUUGACGUAGCAGCUUUCAACAAGAUCUGAUUCCGACCUUCUUCCUUUUCAUUGGGCCCGUCCCACCUGGCACCCCAUUCACUCUGUCGUGCUCUACUUUAAGCCCUAUGAGCUGUUCAAAGGUAGUGCACUAUAUAGAGAAUAGCGUGUCAUGUGGGACGUAACCAUGUUCCCAGUCCGUCCCUUGCUGCUGUUUGUGUCACUCAUGGUUAAUAAUAAAGAGCUUUUGGUGCACUUUAA